ACGUGGGUACUCCCGGUUCCGGCGCGCUAGAGGCCCCGGGUGGUGAACGAGGCUCCGGCACCAUGUCUGGUUUGUUUGGCCCACUCUCCUGGCCUGGCCCUCUCUCGUCCGCCUGGCUCUUUCUGUUCCUGCUCGGCCCCAGCUCGGUCCUCGGCAUCUCCUUCCAUCUGCCCGUGAACUCUCGCAAGUGUCUCCGAGAGGAGAUCCACAAGGACCUGCUGGUGACGGGCGCGUACGAGAUCACCGACCAGUCUGGGGGCGCUGGCGGCCUGCGCACCCACCUCAAGAUCACAGAUUCUGCUGGCCAUAUUCUGUAUGCCAAAGAGGAUGCAACUAAGGGGAAGUUUGCCUUUACCACGGAAGACUAUGACAUGUUUGAAGUGUGUUUUGAGAGCAGGGGAGCAGGGCGGAUACCUGACCAACUCGUGAUUCUAGACAUGAAGCAUGGAGUAGAGGCGAAAAAUUAUGAAGAGAUUGCAAAAGUCGAGAAACUGAAACCACUGGAGGUGGAGUUACGACGGCUGGAGGACCUUUCAGAGUCCAUUGUUAAUGACUUUGCCUACAUGAAGAAGCGGGAAGAGGAGAUGAGGGACACUAAUGAGUCCACAAACACCCGGGUACUGUACUUCAGCAUCUUUUCCAUGUUCUGCCUCAUUGGACUAGCCACCUGGCAGGUCUUCUACCUGCGUCGCUUCUUCAAGGCCAAGAAGUUGAUAGAGUAACGAUGCUCGGUCUUCUGUCCCCUGGAGCCAGCAGAACAUCGCUGGGACAUGCCUGGCCUAGCCCAAGGCCACCCUACUAACAGUACCAUCAAGGCACAGCUGAGCUUUCUUGCCAGAACUGAUUCUUUUGGUAUGGGAGAACAUGGGCUCCACCUAUACCCUACAAGUCAAUGAGAACUUUAAUGCAGUAGGAUUUGGACUGGUUUUGCAACAAGAUUAUUAAAGUCGCCUAUGGAAAAAACAAAACAACAAACAGGGGUUACCUAGAUAACGCCAAAGCCAGCAUUUGUCCUGGGUCGCCUCACAGGAUCUGUUUGAGCUGUUUGCUUUUUCUCUCCCUCUUGCUCAUUGCCUUGAUCCUUCACUCUAGUUCUCCUCCCAAGGUUUCUCUGACCAUGGUCAGCUCUUUGAUAUCAGUUGUCUCUGGUUUCCUUAUGAAAACACUUUGAACUUCUCUUGGUCCUUAGAAGAAAUGUUUACAUAGCUUCUGGUGAUACCCUUCAUAAUUUUAUGUCUCCUAAAAGGGUCAUGGGUGGGACACAUUAAAAAGUGAGCUUUGAACUGUAGAUAAUCUCUUAAAAGAAAAUCUCAUUUUAGACCAUUAAAAUGUUUGUGCUCAACUGCUUGAAGUCCUUGUUUAUGUGUGUUUAGUUCUGUCCAGUUUAUCACUUGUAGAUCCUGUCGAUCAUUUCAACAUUUCAAGGUAGAGUAGUUCCAUCUCAUGGUCUUCAUUUUUUUCCUGUUGUAGCUAGCCACUCCCUUCUUCACCUCUGGCUCUGGCUCCCUAAUCUUCUCCCCUUUUCUGAACCUUUGUAACUCUGUUACGUAAAUGGGUCAUCAAGGGUGUAACCUUUGGAGGUUGACUUUCUCCACUCAGCAUAAUUCCCGUGAGGUGCCUCUCAAAGGUGUUGCACAUACUGAUUUUCCUCCAGGUUAUGGAUGGUACUGCAUUGUGCUUAAAGGUCCUGUGGGUGGGCCUGGGGAUUUGGCCCUUAACUACUAAAGUUCUUAUAUGAAUGUAAGUUUUCAUCACUCUGGGAUAAAUGCUUCAGAGGGCAAUUGCUGUGCUGUGUGGGAAGCACGUGUAGUUCUAAAGGAAGCUUCUCUGCUCUUGUCUAGCGUGGCUAGAGCAUGUUACAUUUCACAUUCUCAUUAGUUUUUAUCAUUACUAUUUUAACUUAGCCCCUUGAACGGGUACCUAUAAUAUCUCAUUAUGGUUUUAAUUUGCAUCUUCAUAAUGGCAGAUGGUGUUGAACAUCCUUUCUUUCUUGUGCGUGUCAUUUGUCAUCUGUAUGUCCAUCAAAAUGUCUAUUGGUGGCUUUUGCCCAUUUCUACAUGGAUCAUUUGUUCACUUCACUGCUGAGUUCUGUGUGGGGCCUCUAUCAAAUGGGUUGUUGCUUGAACUUUUCAUAUAACUUCUACCAGAAAAAAUGAGUAAAUUUUACCAGCCCUUCAUGCAUGGCCAAUCACUGAUCUAAUUCCCAUUCUUCAGUGUUAUCUCUGAGACUUUGACAUACAGGGUUUAACUUGGACAUCUGGGAAUGUCACAGUAAAUACUUGAAAUUAUAUGUUGUAAAAACAAAGCCAAGGUUCAUUUGGUGGAAGUUAUAGGUGCCUCAAGGCAGUUCUGGGAGUGUACCUCAGGUAGGUAGAGUACCCACCUAACAUACAAAGACUCUGGGCCGAUUGCCAGCACUGGGGGGAUGUAGGUACAAAUGCUUGUAAACAGGAACAAUACUCAUUUAUUAUCUAACGUCUUUCCCACUUCUCCUGGGAAAGUGUUGUAAUCUUUUAACCCUGCUGACCUGUUACAGAGCUUGUCUUAAUUGCAGUUCUGAGAAUUACAGGAGGGCUUAGGCCCAUGCUGCUUGCAGUUAGGAAGUGGAAUAUUGAAGUUAUCAGAUAACACCGUUAAGAUGACCUGGGUGAAGUAUGAAGGUGAACGGGAAUGAUUUAUGUGGUUAAGUCUCAGGCUGUUCUGUUAAGGUUCUAGUUACUAUAAACUCAAAAGCCUUCUUUGUCUUAGGACUCCCAUAAAUUCCUCUUGCUUGGCGUCGUGUUCUCUGGUACAACAGUGCCAUCUGCUGUUGAAAAAUGAUAGGUCUUCUAAGAGCUUAGCAUGCAAGUCCUCACCAUGGCAAACAGCAGAUGAUCAGAAAUCUGUGACAUUCACAUAUCAAGUGAUAGAAGAACAAUUUAAGUAUGAAAAGAAUAAACAAUAAAAGAAUAAACUUUUGGGUCAAAAUGCAUCCCUAGACUUUUAAAUGUAGAACCAUAGUCUGCCUGUACCAUUAGCCUAACAGGAGACUCCUAUUUUCUGACUUGUGCCUUCCCCUCUUUAAUGAGCAAUGACAGCCCCUCUAUUAGAUUUCUGUUUUCAGAGAGGAGAAAAUUAGAGCAUUUUGUCCAUGUUUUUGUUUCCAAGAACAACUGUAAACUUAAGCUUUGUAGGACUGAAAUUUUUUCAAGUCCUUUUGAUCAUUUUGAUUCAUGCCAAAACCAACCAAACUGGACAUUGUGCUUUCAGUUUAAUUGACGAGCAUUUGCCUUUGACAAUAGGCUAGCACAAAAGCAUAUCAGCUUUAUAAACAGGUAUAUUAUCUGCUUCCCUCCAUUUUCAGCAUAUUCAAAAUAAUCUGAGAAUAAUACAGUUUCAAUAAGCCUUGUUCCAUCCCAUUGUCAUGAGUCCCCAGUCAGAGCCAUCUUCUGUUUGUUAAUGGGAAGAGGCAUGUGGGAUUUUUAUACAGGCUCACCUGUUGAAGAUGUUUGUGUAAACUUUCACAAAUAAAGGCUAGCAGAAACCA
This is a messenger RNA of Mastomys coucha (southern multimammate mouse), 3526 nucleotides long. RefSeq names its product transmembrane p24 trafficking protein 10 (gene Tmed10). The record is from RefSeq and is a predicted model, not a curated record. Gene Ontology annotation, cellular component: endoplasmic reticulum; COPI-coated vesicle; COPII-coated ER to Golgi transport vesicle. Gene Ontology annotation, biological process: endoplasmic reticulum to Golgi vesicle-mediated transport; Golgi organization; intracellular protein transport. The transcript has 5 exons. The coding region runs from base 63 to 722 and encodes 219 amino acids. Lineage: Eukaryota; Metazoa; Chordata; Mammalia; Rodentia; Muridae.